ACCCCGCAAGCUGGACAGUGUCUGUCCAGAGCUGGUUCCCGAAGCGGGUGCUUGGGCCCGGGAGGUCAGGGGUCCCUUCACCACCUGCCCACUGCUGCCUGGCACUAUGCCCAGGACCAGCCUCCUUCUCCCUUUCCUGUUUCUCUCCUGAGGUGCUACAGGCCUGGCUGCCCCUUCCCCCAGGGAGCAGCUCAGAGCUCUCUGGUGACCUCUGGAGCUGUGAGCCGGUCACAUGCUGGGAUGGGUCAGCUCCUCUCCAACCGGUGGUCUGUAAUUGUUAUCCCCGGGUGUCAUUGUCCCCCCCUCCCCCGCCGUAUCUUUUGGAACAGCUGUGGUUAGGUCAAAGGAUCUGAAGGUAGACUACCUCCAGCCUUGGCUGCGCAAAAGCUGUAAAGCCUUAGGUUACUUACUGUGAGUCUCUGUUUCCUUAUCUAUCAAAUGGGAAUGAUCAUACCCUAGGAAUUUGUUGGGAGGAUCAGCUGAUACAAUGGAACUUGAUACAGAAAAGGGUUAACGCAUAGGGUUUUAAGCCAGAUAUUCAUUGACUCAUUCAGUACAUAAUUAUUGAGUGUAUUCUAUGGGGAGGUCCAGUGCUAAGCCUUGGAGAUUCAGUGGCACAGGUUCUACCUUAAUAGAAUUAAAAUCUAGCCCUUGACACUCAAGAGUUUAGUCCAUCUACUUUGGAGCUUGUUACAAGUGUAGCAGCUUAGGCCUGAGUCUAGCCCCGCAGAAUCAGAAUCUAAUUAUUCAUCCAUUUCCCCAGGUGAUUCAUGGGCACAUUACAGUUUGGGAAGCACUGGACUGGAUUAGAACUGGGGUUGUCUCCUGGCUCCACUGCUUACUGGUGAUCCCUUAAAAUCCCAGCCUAAGUUUUGUCAUUUGUAAAAUGGGUAGUUGUAAGGUCGAAAUGCAACAGAAGAUGCUUAAGAACACUUUUAGGGUGCAUGGCACGGGGGACUUAAUAAAUGGUGAAAUAUGCUAAUAACUGUGAGUGCUCUUGGGAAAAUGCAGAUGUCAGGGACUGCUGGGAUGAUGUUACAAGAGUUUAUCCUUUUUCUCCCUUGCUUGGAUGAGACCUUCAUUCCUGUUUCACCUGUUCUGUGUAGCAGGGCUGCGGAGGAGGCAGGUAGCUGGGGAAGUGAGAGAAGCAAAGGGACAGUUGCCUAUUGUGGGAGUGGCCUCUCUGCCUCAGGCUUGUGCUUAGUCAUCUCAGCCUCACAGCGUCCAGGUUACUGAUGGGGCAGAAUUUAUUGCCCCUGUUUUUAUAGAUGGGGAAACUGCUGCUCACGGGGUAGGAGGGAUGCUCCAGGACACAGAGCCGGCCAGGGCACCACCAGGAGAGGAACCCAGGCUCUUGACACUCUCCACAGUGCUCCUUCCCUUGAAGCACGCUGGUUGGGGAGGCAGAAGGAAAAGAAGAGCACGAUUUUGAAGAUCUCUCUGUGUCGGCACACCCAGCAACCAUAAAAAAGUACAAAACUGAACAGCAGGCUCUUCCAUUUAUUAGGAAAUCCACUUCCAGAGGAAGAUACUCCAUGGCCCCUUUCAGUAGCUCAUUGUCAACAAUGAGCAAAGAGUCUUAACUGAGCUUUGAGUUCCAAGAAUAAAUUUAAUUUGCCUGGGGACGCUGAGCAAGUCUCUUUGCCUCUCCUCGGUGCCUCAUGGUUACCCUCUGUACAAUGGAAUUAAUGAUAGGUUUCCUCCCCUUCCCUCUUGGGGAUGUGGUGAAAGUGAGACUGGAGAUGGUGGUGGUAUUAUGGGAGGAUUGUUCUGAAAUCACAGGGUGGCUUCUGUAGCGUCUUGGAGCAGAUGCAUGGCAGCGUGGGACAAAGGGACACAGGUGGCAGGUUCCAAGACUGAUCACUGUGCUUCUUUGCGUCACUUCUCUGCUUCUCAAUUCCUCCUUUAUACAACAAAGAAUUGAGUUGAUCUCAGAAGCCCCCUCUGGCGUUAUUAUAGGUUUUUCUUUGAAGACUGUUAAGGUUUAUGUGGAUUUUGGUGUCAGUUCACCUCCUCUUAUCCCCUCUCCCCAGCCAGACUCCCAGGGAUCACCCUCACUGAAACAAGAUAUGCGUCUUCUCCCUCUGAUUUCCGUUAUCAAUUAGAAGCGUUUGUUAACCUGCAUGAAACAAAUUGCACAUUGAGCAGCCUAUGCAAUCUCUUUCUGUGGUGUUCUUUCUAAAUCCUGGGGAGGGGAGGUGGUAACUGCCUCCCGAUAACUGGAGGGCUUUCCGUGCCUGUGAUUGACUUUGUUCUGGGUAGAUACAAAGAGAACAUGUGGGGUUGAUGGGUAGAAAUGAGGAAUCUGUAAGAAAGCGUUUUUAGUAGACAGAGCUGCCCAAGGAUGGAGUAGAUGGUGCACCCUCCAGCAUGGGAAGGAAGCAAGAAGCUUGUUGGGAUUUUGAAUGUUGUAGGAAUUUGAGCAUCUCUUGGAGGGGAGGUGAACUAGGAGAUAUAAGGCCUUCACCAACCUUAAGAAUGUGUGGUUUUAUAAAAUGCUUAAUUGUGAGCCUGUCCUGAGGCUUUGAAGUCUACAGGGACUGAGGCCUCAAGAGUUGCCCCUGUAAAGUGGCUCAUCACCCUUUUCCCAUAGGAUCAUUGUGAGGAUAAAAUGAGAUAAUCCGUGACAAUCACCCACCACUGUUAUUGUUAGUUCCUCUGUCUUGGCCUGCUGGCAACAGCGUCCACACAGAAGGGCAUCCCUUCCUGAGGCCAUGGUCACAAGAUCUGACUCACCUGGUCUCAUCUCAUCUCUUCUCUUGCACUGCUCUUCCUGGUGGGCUCCCUCGACAGCCUGCUUUUUCAGUGACACAGGACAGGCUUGCCAAGAAUGUGCAGUGCCUCUACCCAGCCUAUCCCAGGACAUGGUUUUCUCUGACUUCUCAGCAGCUGAACUUUGAAUCUGCUGAGUCCAGACAGUUCCAUGCUUUUGCAUGGCCCUGUUUUCAUUCAGCAAACAUUUGCUGAGUACUGAGUACCCACUGUGUGCCAGUCCUUGUACUAGAUGCUGGAGUGUAAUGGUGAUAAACGCAUGUUCCUGGCCCUUAGAAAGUUCAUGGUCAGGUAGGAAGAAACAGAAGAAAUAGACAUGAGGAUAUCAUCCUUGUGAUAGAAGCAACCACAGGAAGACCCUGUUGGCCAGUCUUUGGAAGAUGGGAGAUGGGCAUGAGGCUUUGGGUGGGUUCCCAAGAAGUAGUAAUGCUUGAGCUCAGCUGAUUCUUCCAGCCCAAUCUGACCUUUUCAGAUAUGUAAAGGUGGUUGGAGAUACAUAAGUUACUUUACGUACCAGAUAAGUAAAGAGACCUUGUAUCUAAUCCUCUCAACCCUGCAAAGCAGAGUGGGUUUUUCUAUUAUUCUCAUUCUGCAAGUGAGUGAAUUGAGGCUUAACAAGAAAGGCAAGGAUCCUAGAUUGUCUUAAUCACUCUCGCAUUGGUGUAUAAACCAUCAAGCAUAUAAACAACUCAAGGGAGCAUCAGCAGGGUCGCAUGUGCAUGGUACCUGCUGACCACCAUGAUCAGAGCUUUGUGACCUCUGUGUGCCUAGCAUCCUGCUGGGCGUCAAGUUUAGGCAGGAUUGACAAAGUCCUAGUAUCAAAGGGUAAAUGAUCACAUAGGGAAGACAAAGACAUGUAGUAUAUGACAAGAGGGCCAACAGUAAUCAAAGCCAUAUGGUGGUAAUGGAGAAGCCAGUGAUGUAUGGAAUAGAGGUUGAAGGCUUUGGACUCCCUUGGAGACGGAUCUGUAGAGGACUGGAAAUGACGUGGAUGUAAUGGCCCUUCAAAGACCAGCACUAAUAAGGACACACUAAUGAAAUCAACCACCUGGGGCUCUAAAGGCCAGACUAACUUUUUACUCUCUCUGUGUCUUGCUGCUUCCUAAAUGGCUGUUAUUGGCCUCCUUCCCCACUGGAAGCUCCAGGAUCUUUGUGGAAUCAUAGUUCCUUAGGAUAACAUUAUAACCCCAUCAGCAACAUGGAGCUGUGUACUUCUCCUUUAAAGCUUAAUUUGUUAAUAAAUAUUUAUCGAGCCGCUUUUAUGUGCCAGGUGCUUUGGAUCAUAACUGAACCUUAACAUACCAAUCUGCGCUUCACUGAGAUUCUGUCUUUCUCUAGUCAUAAAAUUUCAUUCAAGUCAGGAUUCCUGCCUCCCCUCUUCUCUGUACCUGGGAGGAUUCAUUCUCUGGAAGAGCUGUUUUUCUGUGAGCAGACGGGAACCAGAGCUGAGAGUGAUGGGGAUUGAGUAGGGAUUACAGCCCCAUCAGCCGGAGGCCAGAAAAUGCUUGGAUGAGAGAAGAGGAUUAAUUUUAUUUUUAUUCCUGUGAGUGUGGGGGAAGUCGGGGGAAUUGGCAGGAGCUAAGGGAGGGACACUUGUUCAUGUUGUCCUCUCUCUCUUCCAAAGCUUCCUCCCUGCCUUUUGUCAAAAUUUCUACCCAUCUUCCAAAACUCAUUUUUUAUAGGUAGUAGUGUUCUGUAACUGCAACUUAGAAUACUCUCCUCCAUUCUUGCAGCUCUCACGGGGUGCAUGUUGCUUUGCAGUAGGUUGUGGGUUUUUUUUUUUUGUUUGUUUGUUUUGUUUUUUUAAUUACCAUGGAGUGGGUUUGAAACCACUGUCCGUUGCUUUUUAUAAGUUAGACCCUUUAUCCCCUUUAUCUUCUAGGUCCUUUUGUCUUUAAGGUCAGUGUUUCUAGUACUUCUUGUCACCACAUCAAUUACAAUAACAACAAUCAUUUAUUGAGCAGCUACUAUUGGACAGACUUGUGCUACAUACCUUACAUACCUUGUCUCUAAUUCUCUCAACCCUGCAAAGCAAAGUGGGUUUUUAUAUUAUUCUCAUUUACAAGCAAGGAAUUGAGAUAUUAUUCUCGUUUUACAAGUGAAGGAAUUGAGUCUCAGGUUUGACUGAGAUCCCCAUCUGGGAAGUGGUGGGCUCAAGAAUUGAACGUGUGUGUCUUGCUUCUUCGUAUCCCCUUACACUGUAUUCGAUCAUCUCCCUAACUGCACUAUAUGCCUCUGAUGCAACAGCAGUUAUGAUAGUCCUCUGGAGCCCCAGGGCCUAGCACUCUGCAUGGUAAGCCUGUAUUAAACAUUUGUCUCUUAGUUGAUUAAUAACAGCUUGACCCUUACACAUCCUUUACUCAUUAUUAUGACUUAUUUUUCUUGCUCCAUUCCCUGUGGGCUGGUGAAUCUUUACCUACCUGAAGUGGAACAUUUACUGAGGGAAUCCAUAUGUUUGCUAAUGAAGCCAGACCUUACAGGUCCAUCCCCAAGGACGGAGUUCCAAGGCUCCUAACUACACCUAAACACCUAGCCCAAGAUGACAUGGAAGGUUGCCCCUAUUUAGAAAGACAAUGAAGGCGAAGAUGUGGCUACCAUGGUGAAAACUUAGGUACUCCAUUUUUCUCCUGGCAAAAUCCUACAUAUCUCCAAAGUCUCAGUUCCAGUGUCAUCCAGCUUCCCAGGCUGACAGCACUGAGCAUGCCUUUCCUCGGACCCCGCAAACUUUACUUUUGGUGGUGUAUACAAAUAGCCACAUGGUAUUGCAAUUUCAGAUGCCACUGGCUCUGUUAGUUCUUGUGCUCUGGGAGAGCACAGACCACAUAUGUCUCAUUCUCUCUUAUACCUUCCCAGCCCAAAGCCUGUAAAGCUGUAAACCAAACUGUCCUGUCAAUGAAUGGGGAUAUUCUGUAAAUUUAUUUGCCCGCAGAUUCUGUAGUCCCUGAGGGGCCUUACCUCCAGCCACCUUUAUGUUAGGCCCCUCUGCAACUGCCCCCACCCCAUCUCCUCUCUCAGGGUAGCCUGCUUUUUGGCAUUGGACCAUUUCCAUGGCAACUUUCCCCAGUCUCCAUCUGGAAACUGAGUGAAGUUCAACCCCCCACCUAAAGAGAUUAGUGGAGCAAAUACUGUCUGGUUAUGUUCAGCUGUCUGGGUUAGGACAGCUCAGUAUGGCAUCAGGGUUUUUUUUUUUUUAAUAAAUUUUUAAGUUUUAGCCUACUUUUAGAUUUAUGGAAAAGUUGCAAAGAUAGUACAGAGAGUUCCUGUCUAGUCCUCUCCUGGUUCCCUCACUUGGUCUCAUUUUAUACUACAGUGUACACUUAGCAAAACUAAGAGACUUAUAUUGGUACAUUACUAUUCACCCAACUCCAUACUUUAUUUGGAUUUCACUAGUUGUUCCACUAAUGUCCUCUUUCUGUUCUAGGAUGCGAUCCAGGACACCACAUUGCAUUCGGUUGUCACAUCUCCUUAGCUUCCUCUGGCCUGUCUGACAAUUGCUUAGUCUCUUGUUUUUUGUGACCUUGGCGGCAGGGCUCCGGCAUCUGUUUUCUAGUGCUCUGGAAGCACAUUUCCUGUGGCCAGUGCUACAUGCUACAGCUAGGGUGGUGGUGGAGCAGCCGUUAAGAGGCAACACUCCAGAUGGCUGAGGACAAAGUCCCGGCAGCCAGCUGCCCAGGCACCCCUCCUAGCUCAGGUGCCCACUGUCUGCAGGAUCUUGGUCAGGUUGCUUGGUGUCUUUAUGCAUUAGUUUUCUCAGCUGUAAGAUGGGGAAUAUCCCCAGAAGACUGGCCUAGGGAUUAACUGUCAUGGUCAAUAGAAAGCACACAUCUUAGAAGGAUCCUCACUCAGCACAUGUUGAGUGUUUAAUGAAGGUUGCGCGUUGUCACUGUUAUUUAAGUAUUCUAGAAUGACCAUGAGGGAGAGGAAGCUUGUGGGACAGAGGCUGAAAGGAGGGGUUGGGGAGAAGGCUGAGGAUGGAGUAAGACAGUAUUAGUUCCUUUCUUCCUCCUCUCUGUGUCCUUGAGAACUGAAUGCCAUGGUGGUGUCCAGAGGCCAGGACAGGAGACAGGGGAAGGGAGUGGAAGAGAGGGAAGAAGUGUGGGGUGGAGGAGGAAGGAUCUAAAGGACACCUGAGAUCUCCAGGAGGAAGAAGAAGGCCUUCUUUGAAUCUCCUUGAAUGGCUCCUGGGAUGAGAAAGAAAGCAGGAAGAAGGUCUGAUCUCCUCACCCUGAGUGGCCUUCUUGUAGGUUUCAUUUGGGUAAAUCCACACAUUCCACAAAAUUUCUCCAAGGAGUCACUUCUGCCAACAUUCUCUAAUAAGCUUCCAUCUUCCCCAGGCUCAACCUUGAAUUCAGGCAAGGUUGGGCACUGCGUCUUCUCUUGGGUGUGUAAUUCCUUGGGCUAAAGCACUGUCCUCACGUGUCAUGUGGUAUUGUAUCGCAUGGACUGUUGCUUGGCAGAUGUUAGAUGUGCAAUAAAUACUGCCGGAUGAAAGAAUGAACAAAUGAAUCUGUUACUUUGCAUGGAACAUUGUGGCUGUGCUGAUGGGUGAUGAGACCUUGAGAUGCCUCUCUGAGUUAAUGAAGGAGUGAACAUUGGAUUAGACCACCCAGGUUUCUAAUCUUGGCUGUGUUCCUUACUGUGUGAUUCUGGAUGAAUUAACCUUCCUAGCCACAGAUUCCUUGUUAGUGUACAUAACAUCUACCUAGAGGGCCUUUUCCCCCUCUUCUUCCUUUCUUGGGAGUUUUUGUCUUUCUUGUCUAGACCCACCUCAGGUCUGGAGAAGCAAAAGCAGGUAGGAUGGCAUGUGAGGAUUGGACUUCAAUGAUUUUUGUAUCCGACAAGCAGAAUGCAAGUUCUUUUGAAAUACGCAUAGAAGAUUAAGAAAUACCAUGUAUUAAGACACAAAGAAAAUGCCAAAUCUCACAGAAUAAAAGUCAUAUAGGCCGUUUCCUAACAGUGAUACAAUUAGAAAUUAAUACAAUAAUUGUCCUCCCCAGGCUAAUCCAUAUUGGAAAUGUAAGAACGCCUUUCUAAAUAACUCUUGGGCUAAAGAUAAAUCAAAGUAGAAAUGACAAACUAUUUAGAAAUAAAUGAUCGGCCGGGCGCGGUGGCUCAUGCCUAUAAUCCUAGCACUUUGGGAGGCCGAGGCAGGUGGAUCACCUGAGGUUGGGAGUUCAAGACCAUCCUGGCCAACAUGGCGGAAACCCUGUCUCUACUAAAAAUACAAAAUUAGCAGGGCAUGGUGGCGCAUGCCUGUAAUCCCAGCUACUUGGGAGACUGAGGCAGGAGAAUCACUUGAACCCGGGAGGUGGAGGUUGCAAUGAGCCAAGAUCAAGCCAUUGCACUCCAGCCUGGGCAACAAGAGCGAAACUCCGUCUCAAAAAAAAAAAAAUAAAAGGAAUGAUCACAAGAGCGGUAAAUAUCAAAAUUUGGGAGAAGUAGUGGAAGAAGAAUUGAGAGGGAGCUCUGUUUCUUUAAAAGCAUAUAGUAGAAAAAUGACAGAUUUAAAGCACAUGAGGUAAAUGCCAAUGAAUACAUGAAAUUCUCUCCUCCUGAGACAUCUAGUGUCACCAUCUAAGAAUUGGCAUUAGAAUUGCAUCUUUGCCAGAAACUCUUAGCAAAAACAAGGCCCAAUUUUCUGCUUUAGAUAACAUGAUCUUGGGCAUUUAAUAUGUGCCUAGCAUUGCUCUAAACAUGUCUCCUGUGGUACUGAUUUAAUCCUUGCAACAAUUCUAUGAGCAGAUUAUUCUUGUCAUGUCACAAAUGAAGAAACUGAGGCACAGAGAAGUUAAGUAAUCUGUUUAAGACCAUAUAGCUAUUAAAUGGUAGAGCCAGGUUUUCAACUCUGUAUCUCUGUAGAGGUACAGAGAUACAUCUGACUGCCUGAGUUGGAUUAUAUACACUGGUAUCUUUUUCACUCAUGCAUAUAGGUUAAUCCAACUUAGUUUUAUGGAUGUUGUGGUAUCCCCUGAAAUAAGCGAGAGCGUGUUCACUGAGCCUGAGUGGGGAGGAUGCCUUCAAGUGUGUGUAGUGGGGAACAGCAGAAGCCCUGGGCUCCCACAGACUUGCCUGUGAGUCCUAAUGAGGUCGUUUAUUAGCUGAAUCAUUUUGGAUGAAUUAUUUAAUUAAGCAGUUGUCUUAUCUGGAAAUGGGGAAAGUAAUAUUUGUCCCUCAGAGGGUUGAUGUGAGAAUUAAUACAUUUGAAACCACAAAAGUGCCUGCAACAACACACACACACAUUAUCUAUUAUUAUUAUUAUUAUUAUUAUUAUUAUUAUUAUUGUUAGGGCACACUGAGUGGAGUGGGGUCCUCAGGGACCUUGGCUCUUGUCCAGUUGUCCACUGGCUCACUGGCCUUGGGCUCACUGAUAGGAUUUAUUCUGCAGUGUCUUCAUCUUUCAAAUAGGGCUAAUUCUUUCCUCAAGUUGUUCAGCUAGGGCUUUCUUCAAAGUAAAAGCAUGAGGCUCACUUAGGAUAUCAUUAUCUGUCAAUCUCCUCUUGAUUUCAUCUGAUGAGUGUGUUGGGGAAGAUGGAAUUAAGUGAAAAGGGGAAGUGUGCCCUCUGGGAGGGUUUCACUGGAAGAGAAAUCACAGCUUAGUGAGAGAACUGGGCACUGGAGAAGAGUCAUUUGACUCUUCACAUAGGAAACAGAGAGCAUGGAGUGCCUGUUGAGAACCUACACUCAGAAUUUCUGGCUCUUUAAAGAAGAGGGACUGGAAAGACCAGAUGUUGGGCAGUGUGCACAUGGGUGUGUGUAUGUGUCUGUGUGUGUCUGUGUAACCUUUGUAAGUGGUGGUGUUUGUCUUUAGGAAUCCCCAGACCCUCAUUUGGAGGGAGGCAGUUGGGAGAAGUGGGUAGCAAGGACAAGAAAAACCAGGAGUCAGGCUGGGUGCGGUGGCUCAUGCGUGUAAUCCCAGCACUUUGGGAGACCGAGGAGGGUGGAUCACACAAGGUCAGGAGUCCAAGACCAGCCUGAGCUACAUGGUGAAACCCUGUCUCUACUAAAAAUAGAAAAAUUAGCUGGGUGUGGUGGUGUGCGCCUGUAAUCCCAGCUAUUUGGAAGGCUGAGGCAGGAGAAUCACUUGAACACAGGAGGCAGAGGCUGCAGUGAGCCGAGAUUGCACCACCGUACUCCAGCCUGGAAGAUAGAGCAAGACUCUGUCUCAAACAAACAAACAAACAAACAAAACAAACAAAACCCAGGUGUGUCAUUGUUUCUUUGAGUUAAAUUUAUUGGGAGAUAAUCUGGAUUUAUAAAGAAGCAUCUGUGUCUCCAGAGAAAUAAUUGUUUAAAUUUGGAGAAGAGAAGGUGCAAGAAUUUGUACUCGCUUGGUUGUGCCAGGAGGGGUGCUGCCCCACCGGCCCACAAAUCUUUAAUGCCCCACUGUGGGAAGUUAAGGACCAGAUAUACCCUUUCCCCUCUGUUAUUUCUUUGACCCAGAAACUUUCCUGGGGGCUCCUGGGCUUUCUGCCUUGUCCUGGGACCCUUUUGUCUGCCUGGGGUCUGGCACCUGUGGCAGGAAGAGAAUCAGAGCUGGUGAACACUGUGCUCUUCAUCUGGGAUGACUUCCUUUUUCUUUGUCUCAUUCUGCCUUGCUGCUCUGAUUUGUAAACAUUCUUAAGGAGAUACUGAUGAUUUAAACUUACGUUGCAGAUGUGUUUUAACUUGGAAAGGAGGGACAAACUCUUUUUAGAAAGCACUUGUUCAUCUAUUUCUGUGAUUUUCCAACUUUUUUUCUUUCUUUUGUGACAGUAGGACUCUUUCUUAAAAUGAAAUCUUAUAUUGAAUCCCAGUGUAUAAAGCAGAUAAAAGUAAAGCUCUGUAGAUUGAAGAGGGGGUGAGGCUCAGGACAGCUACGUCCCCCCAUUGGCUCCCCACUCCCUGAGUACCCUGAGUGGGGUUUCUGAGGCACAUGUGAAGUUUCCUGGGUUUCCGCAAAUCUGCACUGGAAAGCCAAGCCCCUCCUUAAUUGAUGAGAAAGGCUUAAUGGAAACAAAUGUUGUCCCCAAAGGGCCACAGCUCCACUUUCUCAGCCCAGGAUGCUUUCUGCAGGGUUGGGCUGCUUAGCUUCUGGGCCCCAGCUGCUCUCAGUGACAGGCUGCCCUGAGCAGCGUGCAGUGCGAUAAGAAGGGCUUAGGACAGAUGACUUAAGCUUGAGCCCUGUUUCGGCAAAUCAGUAGCUGGGAGACCUUGAAUAACUUACACCUUCUCUGACCUGCAUGUUCUCAACUACAUACUGCAGAUGGGAUUCGUUGACAUGGUGUACACAAAGCAGCUAGUGUCUUGUGGCCACCUAGCACCUACUAGGGGCUCUAUGGGGUUGCAAAUAUUUUUAUAAAUUAUAUGAGCUAAUGAAGAGAGGAACCUGUGGUCAGAUAGACUAACAAUGAUAGAGAAGGCAGUUGAGACAAAGACACUGAGCCUUGAGAGAGAGGAAUUGCAGUUCAGUUGCUUGAGGUUGCAUUCUGGGCCUCUGAACUCUUUCUACUUUCUGUCCAGAGAGGAGGUCAUAACCCUGGCUGUCCUUUCUGGAUUUGGGGGCACACUUGAGGGGUAGGGUCGGGGGAGAUAGAUCCCAGGUUGGAGUUCAGUGUUGCCUAAGUCAUUGGUGAUAUCUCUCAUCUCCUUGGGCGAGAGGCAUCUGGAGGUUGGGGAGGGGAGGAAGUUGAUGGCUGGGCUUGUGGUUCACUUGUGUUUUUUAUUGUGGCUGAUAUUGCAGCUACUGUAAUGUUCCUAUUACCAGAUAUGUUGAUUCUUUGAUAAAGAUGCUGAAGUUCUCUUCUUGGCUAAGCUCAGUCAUGUGGGCUGAAGAUAAGGGCAUUGUGUGCUUUCCUUGCCCUUGGGUUCUGAUGCCUCUAGAUCUGCAAGAGAGCACAUGUGUGUCAGAAGGGCAGGAGCCCUUACCCUGAGAUUGGUUGAGCUUGCUCUGUAGGGAAGCCUGCUGCUAGCUCCAGUUUCAUGUGACUCCAGAUAACAUGCGAUGAUGGCCUCUUCCUUGAGUUUUCUGAUCUGGACCAAACUUUGUUGUUGUUAUUUUGUAUUUUUGGAAGUGGCAUGCUACAGUGGGAAAAACUCUGCAUGGGAAAAUGGAAAUCCAGAAACCUGGGUUCUAUUCCUUUCUGUGUCAGUAACUCAUUAUUUCAUUUUGGGCCUUGGUUUCCCCCUGGUUUCUGUCCAGACCUCCUCUCUGGACAGAAAGUGAAAAGAGUUCAGGGACCCAGAAUUCAACCUCAACGUUUCCCUUUUUCUAAGUGAGGGGAUUUGAUGGUAAAAUCUUUAACAUUGCAUUCAGCUCUGAAAGUCCUGUAUCUAAAGAUACUCAUAUCCAGGUCAAAGCUGUAGAGAAGUUGACUUGGCCAGAUCUUAUGUAUGGUUGCUUUAUUGAGUUCUUACUGUGUGCUCUACAUUGCAUAGGGAACUUUAAAAUAUUAUCAUAUUGAAUUCUCACAGCAUCCCUGGCAGAUAGCAUAUAUUUUUUAUAGAAGAAGGAGGCAGGGAAGAGGGGUGGAUUUUGCAGGGAUUCUCUCUGUUGCAGUAAAACCAAAGAGUACGUUUUGGCAGUGCUGGUAGGCAUGCAGUCACAUUGCAUGUGACAGGCAGAUUCAGUCAGUUGAUAUCAACUUCAACUUUCUAGGUGCCCAGCCUUGUGUCAGGUGCCCAGGAGAUACUAGUAACACUUACGAGAUACUAUCCCUGACUUCAGGUUGGUUAAAAUUGAGCUUGAAGUUGAGACUGCAACUCAUUAAACUAUUUGAUAAACAUGAAGUGGGGCAAGUUUUGUGGGAGAAAUGGGCCCUGUGUUUGAAUAGCAGAGGAGUAUAUGAAUAUUGGUUGUGAUUGGGAAUAAGGGGACAUAGUGCUAAUAUGACUAUUGAUGGUGGUUGGGAAUGAGGGGGCAUGGUAUUAAGAAAGCCCAGGAGCAGGAAGCAAUGGGAUGUGUGCAGAAGACAUGAGGAGAUCAAGUUGAUGAGCAGAAGGUGUCUGGGGGAGAAUAGUGGGAAUAUAGCUAAACGCAUAAAUACGGUCAGCUUCCAAAGGGUUAUGACAGACAGGCUGAGGACUUUUAUACAGUAAGUAAUAGGGAACCAUCAUGUAUUGGGAAACAGGGACAUAAUGGGAUUGGACCAGAGAGAUAAUGGAGGUGGGUAUGGGCAGGAGACUGUUGUAAUGGUACAGGGUCUGCUACUCAAGCAAGGUCCAAAAAUACUCUAUUAUUACUAUUUUAUAGAUGAGGAAAUUGAGGCUCAGAGAUGUGUUACAUGUGUGUAACUUUACAGGGAGGUAGCAGUGUGGUUUUGUUACAUGGCUCUAUUGCAUAGUAGUGAGGUCUGGGCUUUUAGUGUAUCCAUCAUCCAAAUAGUAUACAUUGUAUCCAUUAAGUAAUUUCUUGUCAUCUACUCCCCUGCACACAUGUAUUGGGAAACAGGGACACAUACAUUUCUUUAUCCAAUCAUCCAUUGAUGGAUACUUAGGUUGAUUCCAUAUUUUUGAGGCUCAGAGGGGUUAAACCAUCUGUUUAAUGUUCAGUGAGUAGCAUGUGAUGGACCGUGGUAUAGAGCCCUGGCCAUUAUGUUGCCAUGGAGCCGAUCUUACUGACUUAGCCUUUAGUUUGAGAACUUCCUGUGGAGGAGGAGGAGGAGGAGGAGGAUGAGGAUGGGUGCGGACAGUGAUGACUCACAGGGGAUUCUGCUCAUGUAGACCCACAUCUUUUCAGCGGGGCAGCGGGGUUAGGCGCUGAUGUAUGCCUGGUAUUGUGCUUUCCAUAUGUGAUCUCGUUCAGUCCUCAUAAAGGUCAUAAGGUCUGUGGGGGUAUUACUACUUACAGGUUGGAAACUCAGAGAGGUUUGGGACUUGACUGAGGCAUCCCAGCCAGUAAUUGGAAACAGCAGGUUUUGGAUCUAGGUUUCUCUUUGCCCGUUUCACAGAUUCUCACUGAAGGCGACCAGGCUGCCUGGCUACAUCUGCACAAAGCUAAGAAGUAGCCAUUGUGGAUGUGGGGAAUCCCUGUGUGGAUACUAGGGGUCUCAAGAACUUACGUCAUGAUGGAGUGAUAAGUGUCUGCCUCCCAUGCUCCAGGUCACAGUUGUUCCCAGCUUCUGGAAACUUCCUUUAAUCCAUCCCAUGAUGAAGCAGCUGACACAGGAUGAUGAUACUGAUGCGGUUGAGAUUGCUAUCGACAACACGGCUUUUAUGGACGAGUUCUUUUCUGAGAUUGAGGAAACUCGGCUUAACAUUGACAAGAUCUCAGAACAUGUAGAGGAGGCUAAGAAACUCUACAGUAUCAUUCUCUCUGCACCGAUUCCAGAGCCAAAAACCAAGGAUGACCUAGAGCAGCUCACGACUGAGAUUAAGAAAAGGGCCAACAACGUCCGGAACAAACUGAAGAGCAUGGAGAAGCAUAUUGAAGAAGAUGAGGUCAGGUCAUCGGCAGACCUUCGGAUUCGGAAAUCCCAGCACUCUGUCCUUUCUCGGAAGUUUGUGGAGGUGAUGACCAAAUACAAUGAAGCUCAAGUGGACUUCCGAGAACGCAGCAAAGGGCGAAUCCAGCGGCAGCUCGAAAUUACUGGCAAAAAGACAACCGAUGAGGAGCUGGAGGAGAUGUUGGAGAGUGGCAACCCGGCCAUCUUCACUUCUGGGAUCAUUGACUCACAGAUUUCCAAGCAAGCCCUCAGUGAGAUUGAGGGACGACACAAGGACAUUGUGAGGCUGGAGAGCAGCAUCAAGGAGCUUCACGACAUGUUUAUGGACAUCGCCAUGCUGGUGGAGAAUCAGGGUGAGAUGUUAGAUAACAUAGAGUUGAAUGUCAUGCACACAGUGGACCACGUGGAGAAGGCACGAGAUGAAACGAAAAAAGCUGUGAAAUACCAGAGUCAGGCCCGGAAGAAGAAGAUCAUGAUCAUGAUCUGCUGUAUUAUCCUUGCGAUCAUCUUAGCUUCCACCAUUGGGAGCAUAUUUGCCUGAAAAAGGUGAGCCAUCUGUGGGGAGGGUCAGACCUUCUUUCACUGACUUGAAACCUUUGUGUCUUGGGGGCACUCUAGGUGCCUUAAUCUGGGUGGGAUUAGGUGCUAAUAAUGGUUAGAGAAAACUAAAGAAAGGGAUGUUUCAGAGACAGAAAAGUGAGUGAAGAAUGAACUGUUAGUAGGUAGUCUGUGGGAGGAGGGGGGAGACAGAAGGUGGCAAUCUGUCCUAUAACCUGGUGUGGCAGAAUGCUUUGUACAGGUGAAGGAUAGUGAUUCCUGCUAAACAGUUUGAGCCUUGGUAUCUGGAAGUGACAAAAAGAACAAGAAUUAGUUCUUGCAUUAGGUGCAUCUUGAACUUUUUGGAAGAGGGCCGGCCACACAGUAAAUUCAAAUUAAAUUUCUUCCCUUUCAAGGUUAAUGAAAGUUAACACAGCCUUGUAUGUAGUCCUUUACCCCGGGUAAGAGGGAUUUGGUGAUCCCAGCCACGAACACCAUGCUAUAUAAUCUAUGAUUUUUUUCCUCCAUUUUUCUGUUAUCUCCCACAGCCCUCACAGAUUGAUCGACUGGCAUUUCUAAUCCUCCUUCCACUUCUGUGGUACCAUCACUUCUCCACGCAGACUCCUCAUCAGCUUCUCCUCUUUCCAUUAUGAAACUUCUUAAGAAACAGGGCACCAAUCAACUACUUAUUAAGAAUUAUGCAAAGAAUAAACGUAUACAGAAUUGGGCGGAGGACAGGGACAGGGAGUACAGAUACAUAGCUGAUUAGGCAGAUGGUUUAAAGGAGGACUGCAGGGUAGAGAAGCAAGCAGAGUGGGCGCCUCUUUAGGAAGUGACACAGCCUGCAUGUGCAGUAUGGCUGUGAAGGGGCAGAUAUCAUAGCACACCUAACUCAACAGGAUCUUACUUGAACUGCUGUGAGUUGGUCAAGUCAGGGCACUUCUGCUCUUCAGGCUCCUCUAGGUCACACCUUUGACCACCCUACAUCUGUUUCCUCUUUCAGGCUCCAGUAGUAGUCUUAAAAGUGAAGUUUAUCUAAGGAUAAGCACAUGCCUAUCUUGCUCACUGCUGUGUCCCCACUUUUUAGCACAGCGCCUGCUGCUUACAGGUACUCAAAUAUCUGCUGACUUAAUUACUUAUAAUUAAGCUCUUAUUUCAGUCAUGGACAAAUCCUUGGGUUUGACUCCUAAACUCUUUAAGGUACCAAUGAGAACGUGGUUUGUUACUGUCAGAGGCUGUGUAAAGCCGCUUGGGAAUGGGCUGAUCUGCUUAUGCAAAAAUGCUACCAACCUUUCAAACCCCAUUACCACAACAUGAAAAUUUAAAGUGCUUUUUCUAUGGGUGGUGAUGGUGGAGUUCUAGCAACAGCCUCUUAAUCUGUGGAGAAGAUGGCUGGCUCCAGGACUGUGGUUCAAUAACGAAAUACAGGCCCACAAAAUAAAAUAGGUUUAUAGCAUGACUGAACUCACACAUCAGUAGAACACUCUGUGAACCAUAACAAAGAACAGAUAAAGGUGUCAAGUGAGAAAGGUGAAAUGAGGUUAUCACUCACUUCACCUCUCACCUGAUUUGUGUUGCUAGCUGAAACUGCUGGCCAGUAACGUAUGUAUAAGAAACUGUUAUAGGCCGGGCACGGUGGCUCAUGCCUGUAAUCACAGCACUUUGGGAGGCCAAGGCAGGUGGAUCACCAGACUGACCAACAUAGUGAAACCCCCUCUCUACAAAAAAUACAAAAAUUAGCCAGGCAUGGUGGCUUGCACCUGUAUUCCCAGCUACUUGGGAGGCUGAGGCAGGAGAAUUGCUUGAAUGCAAGAGGCGGAAGUUGCAGUGAGCCGAGAUCGCGCCACUGCACUCCAGCCUGGGCAACAAGAGCUAAAUUCCAUCUAAAAAAAAAAAAAAAACAAAAAAAAAAAACUGUUCUUAAUACUUAAUACUGUCCCCAAUUCCAUUCAAGGUUCAGUUGUGUUCAGCUUUAAAACCAGCUAUGUGAAUGUGAGUUCUAGUGCAGAUUAUUUAGUGAUUAUGUAACUAAAAUUGAUGAAAAAAUCACACUAUACAACUGUGAGGAGCACACAACUGCUAAGUUUGUACUUUUGAAAGUAAAUUAUUCUUUGUUUGAUACCUUAUUUUUUAAGAAAGUGGGAUUAAAAAUAUUUUGGUCAGUGCUGUUUUCUACCCACCUUCAAAAGCCAAUGGUUUGAUAUUUCUAUUAAUUUGUGCUUCCUUUAGUUUUAAUAGGGGAUAGAAGACUGCAGCUGGUUGGGUCUGGAAAACAUUAAUCUGGGCAAACGGAGCUGGAGCUAUGAGGAUCUGAGUCCUAGGGGGCCCUCAUUCACUAGCAGUAAGAAUUUAAGUGGUGCAUGGCACAUAGCACUGUACUAGAUUCUGCAGGGGCACAAACAUAGAGCCAAACACUCUCCCUCUUGGAGAAUUUCAGACCCAGAAAAGGCCACGCAGUUCUAACUUUUGUCAUCGGUUCCUUUUGCUAAAAGGCAAAGGGUAUGUUCCUUGCCUAUUGUCCAACAUACCCCUUCCAAGAUUGUGAGAAGAUGGGUAGCUGGGCAUCAAUAAAUAUUGAAUCAAUUGA
Homo sapiens (human) is the source of this 17316-nucleotide messenger RNA. It is a transcript of the gene STX3, whose product is annotated as syntaxin 3. The transcript has 10 exons. Lineage: Eukaryota; Metazoa; Chordata; Mammalia; Primates; Hominidae. Gene Ontology annotation, biological process: exocytic insertion of neurotransmitter receptor to postsynaptic membrane; modulation of chemical synaptic transmission; membrane fusion. The record is from RefSeq and is a predicted model, not a curated record. Gene Ontology annotation, molecular function: SNAP receptor activity. The coding region runs from base 13840 to 14733 and encodes 297 amino acids. Gene Ontology annotation, cellular component: nucleus; photoreceptor outer segment; secretory granule.